UUCCUCUUGAAUAAAUUGGAGUUCAAAUUAGGGUUUCUUUUUGUCUUCCGCAAUCCAAAUCAGUUUCUUCCACCAUGUCAAAAAGUAGAUCCGAUGCAAUUUCGCGAGGUUUUAAUGGCGUGUCAAGUGCUUAUCGCGGGCCGCGUCCUAAACUUCCGGUAUGUUGUUAUGAUGAUGAUGAUGAAUGUAAAAUCGACCAGAAGCCGCGUUAUAGUAAGCCGAGAAAGAUAAUUAAUUGUGCUCUGUAUCUAGUGGUAAAGAGUGUUGACGGUCCCAACUUCCGGGUCGAUGAAUUGUCGUGUGGUGAGUCCAUUGUUUUGAAGGAAACUAUAGAGUGGAGACCACGUGACACGACCUAUGUCGAGAUUUAUAGCCAUAUCCUCGAGAAGGUCGUGUAUUUCCUUGAUAACCAUGUUCGGCUCAAGAACUCGGAUGACCAUCAGAAGCUGAAAGACUUCCAUUCCAAUUUUUUCAAACAAAAUCAAACCCAUUUUCUUGCUCUCAUGGAAGCUGCUGCAGUGCUCCAAAUUCAUAGCCUCUUCGACCUAACGAGUGAAGCGGUUGUCGAUAUGAUCAGAGGGAAGACUGAAGAAGAGAUUCUUAGGAUCAUGAACCUGGACGAUCAUUUCACUUAUCAACAGAUGGCAGAGAUAGAGAAGGAACAUGGCUGGUGGGCAUUUUAAAUCAUGUAGGUUUGGAUGUUUAUAUUUGAAGUUGGUUUAGGUAGGUGUACUUAGCAGAUCUAAUUCCUUAUUAACCAUCAACUUUAGUGCUAGCAUUUUGUUUUCAAAGAGAAACCUAAACACUGCUAGCCAGCAAAUAUUUAAUUUAAGCUCUUCUGUAGCUUGAUCAAA
Erigeron canadensis is the source of this 854-nucleotide messenger RNA. Its product is annotated as SKP1-like protein 12. The transcript has 2 exons. The coding region runs from base 75 to 683 and encodes 202 amino acids. Gene Ontology annotation, molecular function: cullin family protein binding. The record is from RefSeq and is a predicted model, not a curated record. Gene Ontology annotation, cellular component: cytoplasm; nucleus. Gene Ontology annotation, biological process: SCF-dependent proteasomal ubiquitin-dependent protein catabolic process. Lineage: Eukaryota; Viridiplantae; Streptophyta; Magnoliopsida; Asterales; Asteraceae.